AUGGGAAAAAAAUCGUUAUCUUCUUCAUCGCAAUCGUGGUGGUGGGGAGGGUGGAGAUAUCUUCACCCGCAGCAUAACCUGAGGAGGCCGCAGCUGUUGGCACUCUUCAUUAUCUCCUUCGUUGCUCUCACAUGGCUGCUCUCUGGCCUCGAAUCUCUCAGUGUAGAGCACCAGCUAGAGAAUGUGAAGAAGCAGAUAAGAAGUUGGAGCAUUGUUGAGGAGGAGGAUGAUCCUCUCAAUGUUGAACGAAGAAGAGCAGUUAAAGAGGCUAUGAUUCAUGCCUGGACUUGUUACGAGAUGUAUGCAUGGGGUCGUGAUGAACUCCAGCCACAAACAAGAGAUGGUGUUGAUAGUUUUGGCGGUCUAGGAGCAACUCUAGUGGAUUCUCUUGAUACAUUGUACAUAAUGGGUCUUGACGAGCAAUUCCAAAGAGCUAGAGAGUGGGUUGCAAAGUCGUUGAAUUUCAACAAGAACUACGAGGCUAGUGUUUUUGAGACAACCAUAAGAGUUAUAGGUGGACUUCUUAGCGCAUAUGAUCUCUCUGAUGACAAAGUGUUCCUUGAAAAGGCUAGAGAUAUUGCAGAUAGGUUGCUGCCUGCGUGGAAUACACCCUCAGGAAUCCCCUAUAACAUAAUAAACUUGAGAUAUGGGGAUGCCCAUAACCCUCGGUGGACAGGGGGAAAAAGUAUUCUGGCAGAUGCUGGUUCAGAGCAGCUUGAAUUUAUUGCUCUAUCUCAGAGGACAAAUGAUCCUAAGUACCAGCAGAAGGUGGAAUAUGUCAUCGAAGAGCUUCAUAAAACCUUCCCUGCUGAUGGAUUGCUUCCCAUAUAUAUUGAUCCUCACACUGGAAUUACCUCAUACUCAAAAAUUUCCUUUGGUGCCAUGGGUGAUAGCUUUUAUGAAUAUCUACUCAAGGCUUGGAUACAAGGGAACAAAACUGAAUCUGUAACACACUACAGAGAAAUGUGGGAGACAUCAAUGAAAGGUCUGAAAAGCUUGAUUCGGAGGACAACACCAUCCUCAUAUGCAUAUAUAUGUGAGAAGACUGGAAGCUCGCUGUCCGAUAAGAUGGAUGAAUUAGCUUGCUUUGCUCCUGGAAUGUUGGCUUUAGGAUCGACUGGCUAUGGCACUGAUGAAGCUGAAAUUUUUUUAUCCCUUGCUGAAGAGCUUGCAUGGACAUGUUAUAACUUUUAUCAGACAACACCUACAAAAUUGGCUGGAGAGAACUAUUACUUCGCUGCUGGACAGGACAUGACCGUUGGAACACCAUGGAGCAUUUUGAGGCCGGAGACGGUGGAGUCACUUUUUUACCUAUGGCGUUUAACUGGGAACAAAACUUACCAAGAAUGGGGUUGGAAUAUUUUCCAAGCAUUUGAAAAGAACUCUCGAGUAGAUACAGGAUAUAGUGGACUUAAAGAUGUGAGUUCAGGUGAGAAAGACAAUAUGAUGCAGAGCUUCUUCCUCGCAGAAACGCUGAAGUAUCUCUAUCUCCUCUUUUCACCUCCAUCGUUUAUCUCUUUGGAUGAAUGGGUUUUUAACACAGAAGCCCACCCUCUAAGGAUCGCGACUCGACAUGCUAAUGGAGAGACUUAUAGUACAAUUGGACAAGAUAGGAUACAAGAAAGGUUCCAUGGUAGGAAAGAUUUGAAGGCAAUCAAGCAAUUCAGUUAUGUGGGGGUGAUGGUGAACGGGUGUGCCGGUAACAGCUGGGCUGCCCUUCAGCUCCUACUUGGUGCGUAA
This is a messenger RNA of Prunus armeniaca (apricot), 1740 nucleotides long. NCBI's taxonomy places the organism in Eukaryota, Viridiplantae, Streptophyta, Magnoliopsida, Rosales, Rosaceae. The record is from the annotation of a GenBank genome assembly.